GCUAUAAUUGUUAUGACGGCCAUAGCUUUCUAUUUCAUUCUCUUCUCCAGUCUUUAUCCUUUCCACAGCUACUGGUCUGUAUCGGCCUCUCUGGUCUCCUCGAGCGAGAUACAGUUCUGUCAAAGGCAGAGCGCUUCUUAUGACCCGAUAUUAUCCAACGGAGAAGCGUGCAGUAAAAAGUUUCUGGUUGCUCUAGCAGUUAGGAAUGGACAGGGAGAGUCUGGCAGUAUCUAUGCUGAUAUAAAACAUGUUAAUAACAGAACCAGGUCUGGGAGCACAUUGAAAAGAGAGCAGUUGAGGAAACCGAUACGUAUCACUGUAACCAAAUCCGACGUACUCAUCAGAUACCCACUAAGAUACAUUGGUAGUGUCAAUAAUCAGCCAGCUGAAUAUUAUUUGUCCAUAACUAAUCAUUUCCUUGGGAUCGAUUACUGUGGCAAAAAGCCUCGCUGCAGCAGCCAUGGAGGCUAUUGCUGCUGGGCUACAAGAGACGAGAAGCUUUCAAGAGCCUGGGAAUACAAGAGAGGAGUAGGAAGUAAAGUUGGUCACUAUCAUUCUCAUAGAUACUCACAAGCAAUUUGCAUCACUUAUGACUCACUCAAUUACAAUGUAUUUGAAGUCCUCCAGCCAUAUAUCACUUAUACAAUUAAUGUAACAGUCCAAGAGUUGGACUACAAGAGAGAAAUAUUUGGAAGAGGAGGAGGGACAGAAGACGUAUGGAGGACGAUUGGGUAUGCUGAGAUAGGGCCCGACCGUAUUGGGCAGAAUACGAACCAGAAUCAAGUUGGAAAAUCGUCAGGAACCAAUAUCAAGGCAGUGUGGUUGGGCGAUUUCAAAUUGAAUAGCUACAUUGCAAAUUUUAAUAGUAAAUAUAUCUUAACACCGGACUGGAGGGCAGCUAGUAAUCCUCAGACUCUUAGAGAACACGCUCAAGUUCGAAAUGGUGCUAGUGAAUGGCUAGUUGUUGAUAGACAUUUGGUUGAUAUGAGUGGACGCACAUGUAACAAGAUUGGGACUAGAGCACCGGCAUUCAUAGCACAAACUAACAGAUGCUUUCAAGAACAAAACUCCUGUUUUAAAGUGACUCCAAGUAUUAUUUAUGCUGAAGCUAAAGCAUAUAAGAACAGAGAUGUCCCAACGCAUUACUUUCCGCCAUUCUACGGGGAUUUUCUAGGUCCCUACUCAUCAGAUGAAGAGAGACUCAGUGACGACACUGGACUACGUGAUUUCCAAUUGGUCUAUCGCUCAACUGACAUUCAUAAGAGCCUCAUCACACUAACAUUUACUGCUGAAGCUAUUUCAUUUGUUGAGAACAGGAGUACUGGCCGUAUAGUUGAGGCUCUAGUCAAUGAUUUUGUUGCAUUAAUUGAGAGUGGAAUAUUAACUGUUGUGAUACAAAACACUGGAGCAGUCACCGCUGAUUAUUCAGUAUCAAUAAAUCAAUGUACUGAUGGUAUAAUAAGAGUAUCUGAGAGGAUAAAGACUGUAGAUCCAAGGCAGCAGGUCACUUUUGAAUUUGAGUUGUCCUCUUCUCUCAACGUUGCCUUUAAUCAUUCCUGCAUAAUUGAGUUAACGGAUAAAGAUGGAAGUCUUCUUGAUGUGAGGGAUAUAAAGUUUCGUACUGAUGAAGGCUGCAUAUACUGUCCUGCAGGAGUUUGUUCAUGUGAUUGUGAAAUUGCUCCUACCAGCACUGAAACCGAAUCAACUGAUGAUUGCUCAAAUGAACAAUACUUGAACCCAUACUGGACUCCAGAGAUUAUUGUCAUAGAGCCGUGCUAUCACUGCUGGUUCACUGACCCCCUCACUCAUCCAGUCUAUGCUACCUUUAUUGCUGUUGUCCUUCUCCUUUGUCUUGGUAUGGGUAAGCUGCUGAUUACCAAUUGGCUCUGCAGGACUAAAGAUGGCAGACCCAUUGAUGUUGUGGGAAUCAUGCUUGGAACUGCUAGCAUAGAGCACACAAGGAGGAAGCAAAGGAGUGUCACUAUACAGUUUUUAUUGGGCGCUUGUUUCUUUGUGUACCUUCCACUCCUUCCGCUCAUGAUAAUCUUCUGUAACUGGAGGAGGCGACUUAUUGCAAAGAAGAGACUGAAAAAGAAAGCGGAUAGAAAGAGGAAGCGUCUAUUAAAAAGAAAGCAAGCAGCGUUAGAGGCUACUAAAGGUUUGAUGGUCCUUGGAGAAAAUGAUAACAUUACAAUGACUGAUGCUAUGAAAGCAAUGGAGAAACUAGGAAAAGGUCCAGCAAAACUUGUUGUCUCAUCAUCAAGUGAUUCUGAAAAGGAAUACUUUGAAUACUCUUCGUCCUCAGACGAAAGUAGUGAAGAAUUCAUAGUUUAUGAAGAAGACAGAAAAUGAAAAUCACAGGAUGCGCAUGUAGAAAUAAUAAUAAUGAACAUACAUGUGACUAAAAAUGUCUAUGCAAGUCAGAAUAAUUUUAUGUAAAGACUUAAUUUCACAUUUCAUGGCAAUGUCUUCAGUGACAUGUAGAUCUA
Messenger RNA from Amphimedon queenslandica, 2489 nucleotides. Its product is annotated as protein HAPLESS 2-B-like. The transcript is spliced from 17 exons. NCBI's taxonomy places the organism in Eukaryota, Metazoa, Porifera, Demospongiae, Haplosclerida, Niphatidae. Bases 13 to 2352 code for a protein of 779 amino acids. The record is from RefSeq and is a predicted model, not a curated record.